Messenger RNA from Rhopalosiphum maidis (corn leaf aphid), 2093 nucleotides. Its product is annotated as UDP-glucuronosyltransferase 2B2-like. Gene Ontology annotation, molecular function: UDP-glycosyltransferase activity. NCBI's taxonomy places the organism in Eukaryota, Metazoa, Arthropoda, Insecta, Hemiptera, Aphididae. The coding region runs from base 1 to 1581 and encodes 526 amino acids. The transcript is spliced from 4 exons. The record is from RefSeq and is a predicted model, not a curated record.
AUGUCGCCUGCCUAUCGUCGUCGUGCCCUCGUCGUCCUCGUUCUCUACACCGCAGAGGCGUUAACCGCCGCGUCGCCGUCGCCCGGCUUUCGUGCGGCCAACAUACUGGCCGUGGAAACGGUGCCGGGCCGGAGCCACUGGAAUUUUAUGAGCGCCGUGCUCCGGGCACUGACCGACCGCGGCCACUCGGUGGUGGCGUUCACGUCUUACCCGACGCAGACGUCGCGGUUCGGGCACGGCAAUUACACGGAGGUGGACACGUCCGGCGUGUUGCUGCAGCACGCCGGCGAAUGUGCGUCCCGCGUGCUGUCCGACUACAGCCGGCUGUCGUACAUCGUGCCGUCCGUGGUCCGGUGGAGCAGGGAAUUUUGCGACGCGGUGUACGACAUGGAACAGAUCCGGGCGCUCAUGGUCAACGGCACCGACACGGCGGCACGGUUCGACCUGCUCGUCACCGAGCCGUUGGGCUCCGAGUGUGUGGCACACCUGGCCGCCGCGGUCGGGCUGCCCAUGGUGUACGUGGUGCCGACGCCCAUGAUCACGUACAUGCAGCCGUCCAUCGUCGGCCACUCUGCCAACCCGGCGUACGUGCCGCAUCUGCUCUACGGCUCGGCGGUCCGGGCGUUCCGGCACAGGUUGGCCAACACGGCCGUGUACGCUUACGGCCGGCUGGUCCGGUGGUACGCCGAGCUGACGGCCAACCGCCGGCCGUACGAUGUCGGCGAGCCCGCCAAACCGUCCGUCGUGUUCGUCAACAGCCACCACGUCACCGAGCCCACCAUGUUGCUGCCCCGCAACGUCGUACACGUCGGCGGGAUACACUUGGACCGGGCUAGUAGCGGCAAACUGCCGACCAAUAUCAAAGAAUUUAUUGAAAAUUCUCCACACGGUGUUAUAUAUUUUACAUUUGGAUCAGUCGUAGCCAUGUCAAGUUUACCAGACCAUAUUCAAGAUACAUUUAAAAAUGUAUUUCGACAAAUUCCUCAAAGAGUUUUGUGGAAAUUUGAAGGUGAAAUGAAAGACAAACCGGACAACGUGAUGACGGGAAACUGGUUUCCACAACGUGAUGUUCUGUUACACCCAAACGUCAAAUUGUUUAUAAGUCAUGGUGGGAUAUCUGGCGUGUACGAAGCAGUGGAUGCAGGUGUUCCGGUUUUGGGCUUUCCGCUUUACUACGAUCAACCAAGAAACUUGCAAAGUCUAGUGGAUGCGGGUAUGGCGAUCACAAUGGAAUUGUUGUCGAUCACUGAACAACAAUUUCUACACGGCAUCAGAGAACUUUUACACAAUACAAAUUACACAAAAAAUGCUGUAAUCACAGCGGAGCGUUUCAAAGACCGUCCGAUGAUGCCUCAAGAGUUGGUUGUUUAUUGGACGGAAUACGUACUUCGCCACAAUGGUGCACACCACUUAAAAUCCGAAGCCCUAAAUCUUACAUGGUAUCAAUACAUGUUAUUGGAUGUGAUUCUUGUCUUUAUCGUGUCAUUCCUGGUCAUAAUGUACUUGAUUUACAAGACGUUUAGAUAUUUUUAUACAUUUGUCGCGAAUUACUUGAUAAGUGUCAAAGUUAAACAACAAUAGGUAUAAUAAUAUGGAAUUAAUUAGAUACAUUCUUCUGACAAAGUUAAUACGCCUAUUUAUAACCUGCCUUAAAUUACGUAGAAAAUAAUUGUCAAAAUCAAUCGUUGAUCUCUGUCUCAUACUCACAAACACGUUUUUAUAUAUUGUAUAAAUUAUGAUAUUAAGUAGGCGUAUAGCUACAUAUUUUAAUAGCGUAUUUUGCACUGCGUGGUGUAUAAUGCAACUGUUUUUCGCACUUACUCAUCAAUCGUCAUUAUUAUGAUUUUAGUAUUAAAUAUGUCUGAAAAAAGAACAUACAGUAGAUAGAUAAGUACAUAAUAUACCUGUGUAGUUAGUAAAUAGAUAUAUGACACGUAUAAAAUCACCCAAGUUCCCAAUAAAAAAAUUUUAGAUACCAAUAUAAUUUAUAAUUUAUUAAUUCGUGCUUUAUCGAAAUCUUUAAAUUUAUGGUUUUACUUAAAGUCAUAAAUUAUUAAUAUUCACUUAAAUUGUAUUAAUGUAUUAUAUUAUUA